AUGGAGCCCGCUGCGCUGCGCUACGCUGCGCUGGCUGGCUGCGCCCGGCGCCGAGGCCCCCGGGGGGCAGCGCUGGCCGGGUCUCCCCGCCUUCAGCUCCAGCUAGUCCCCACCGACUGGCAGCGCGUUGCCCCGGAAAGAGAAGGGACUCCCGGGGUUUCCGAGGCGCCCUGCUCCCCUGCCUGGGGGUCGCCUUUCGUCCAUUUUGCUCCCCCGGGAGAGGGAUCGGAUUUUGCUUUCUCAGCCGCGAGCUCCGCGGGGGCAGCUUCCGGCCGCCCCUACCAGGAAAUUCCCGCCGUUGCCAUGGCACCCGGCACUUGUUGCGGGGGGCGGCCUCCCGCGGCACCUGAUUUCAGAUACUCAGACUCCACCUUUACUUUCACCUACGUUGGCGGCCCCAAAAGUGUAUCCUAUUCAGUACAUGUAUCUGAAGAUUACCCAGAUAAUACGUAUGUGUCAAGUUCAGAAAAUGAUGAAGACGUAUUAGUUACUACGGAGCCAAUUCCAAUAAUUUUCCACCGGAUAGCAACAGAAUUAAGGAAGACAAAUGACAUUAACUGUUGCUUAUCCAUAAAAUCAAAAUUACAGAAGGAAAAUGGAGAGGAGUCAAGACAGAAUAGUACAGUGGAAGAAGAUUCUGAAGGUGAUAAUGAUUCUGAAGAAUUUUAUUAUGGAGGACAGGUGAACUAUGACGGGGAACUGCACAAGCACCCACAGCUUGAAGCUGAUUUGUCAGCAGUGAGAGAGAUAUAUGGGCCACAUGCAGUUUCUCUCAGGGAAUAUGGAGCCAUUGAUGAUGUAGAUAUUGACCUGCAUAUUGAUGUUAGCUUUCUUGACGAGGAGAUUGCUGUGGCUUGGGAAGUAAUUCGAACAGAACCUAUAAUUGUCCGACUACACUGUUCACUUACACAGUAUUUAAAUGGUCCAGUGCCCACUGUUGAUGUCUUUCAGAUUUCUACAAAAGAGCGAUUUGGAUUGGGACAUCAGCUAAAAAAAAUCAUGCAGACAUUUGUUACACAGCAGUGGAAACAGAGCAAAGAAAAAUCCAAUUGCCUGCACAGUAAGAAGCUGUCUGACAAGAAGGUGAAGUCCCCCCUGCAUUUAUUUACUACCUUGCGCAGGUCGCCAAGUUAUCCUCCCCCUGGUUGUGGUAAAAGCAAAUCCAAGCUGAAAUCUGAGCAAGAUGGAAUCUCCAAAACACAUAAGCUGCUGCGGAGGACUUGUUCCAGUACCGUCAAGGCUGACGACGUGUGCUCCAGCAAGUCGCACAGGACCUUUGGUCGCUCCCUGUCCAGCGACCCCAGGGCUGAGCAGGCGGUGACGACAAUUAAGUCGCACAAACUCUUGAACCGGCCCUGCCCUGCAGCUGGCAAGCAAGAGGACUGCCUGGCGCUGAAGUCGCAUAAACUGUUGACUCGGUCUUGUUCUGGAGAUCCGCGAUGUGAGCACAACGCCAACCUGAAGCCCCACAAACUGUUGAGCAGGUCUUACUCCAGUAAUCUCAGAAUGGAAGAGUUGUACGGACUGAAAAACCACAAAUUGCUCAGCAAGUCUUACUCCAGCGCUCCCAAGUCAUCCAAGACGGAGCUUUUCAAGGAACCUAACGCAGAGGGCAGGAGGCUCUCUCUUACCUCAGGGCUUAUUGGUAUCUUAACACCUUCUUCGUCGUCAUCUUCCCAGCCUGCUCCAAAUGGUGCCAAAUGCAUUCCAAUACGAGAUCGCGGCUUCCUAGUGCAGACAAUUGAGUUUGCUGAGCAGCGGAUCCCUGUAUUGAAUGAAUACUGUGUGGUUUGUGAUGAGCCACACGUGUUUCAAAAUGGCCCCAUGCUUAGGCCCACUGUGUGUGAACGAGAGCUUUGUGUAUUUGCUUUUCAAACCCUGGGAGUAAUGAAUGAAGCUGCUGAUGAGAUAGCAACUGGAGCUCAGGUGGUAGAUCUACUAGUGUCCAUGUGUAGGUCUGCAUUGGAAUCUCCUAGAAAAGUUGUCAUUUUCGAGCCAUAUCCUUCUGUGGUAGAUCCUAACGAUCCUCAGAUGCUGGCCUUCAACCCCAGGAAGAAGAACUAUGAUCGAGUAAUGAAAGCACUGGAUAGCAUAACUUCUAUUAGAGAAAUGACACAAGCACCGUAUCUCGAAAUCAAGAAGCAGAUGGAUAAACAGGACCCCCUUGCUCAUCCCCUGCUGCAAUGGGUUAUUUCAAGUAAUAGGUCACAUAUUGUGAAACUGCCAGUUAACAGGCAACUGAAAUUUAUGCAUACUCCACAUCAGUUCCUUCUUCUCAGCAGUCCACCAGCCAAAGAAUCUAAUUUUAGAGCUGCUAAAAAACUCUUUGGAAGCACCUUUGCAUUUCAUGGCUCACAUAUUGAAAACUGGCACUCUAUUCUGAGGAAUGGUCUGGUCGUUGCUUCUAAUACUAGACUGCAGCUCCACGGUGCAAUGUAUGGAAGUGGAAUCUAUCUUAGUCCAAUGUCAAGCAUAUCUUUUGGUUACUCAGGGAUGAACAAGAAGCAGAAGGUGACAGCCAAAGACGAGCCGGCCUCAAGCAGUAAAAGCAGCAGCACAUCACAGUCACAGAAAAAAGGACAGCAAUCCCAAUUCCUGCAAAGCCGUAACCUAAAAUGCAUCGCCUUAUGUGAAGUGAUCACCUCACCUGACCUGCACAAACAUGGAGAGAUAUGGGUCGUCCCCAAUACUGAUCAUGUCUGCACACGAUUCUUCUUUGUCUAUGAGGAUGGCCAAGUCGGAGAUGCAAAUAUUAACACGCAAGAAGGAGGCAUUCACAAAGAGAUCCUUCGAGUAAUUGGUAAUCAAACCGCUACUGGGUAAAGGACCACCAUUUAAUUAACGUGAUUUGAAAGGCUUCCUCGGGUUCAAAGCUGGAUUUUGAACUGAAGAAGAUGAUAAAAUAACUCAUUGUUAUUAUAAACAAAAGUAACCCUUUGAAUACUGAUUUUUUUCUUAGUAUUUCUAAGUAUCUCAUUAAACAUACCUAAAAUGGUAUACAAUUUAUCAAUUGUAGGGUUAUGGAAUCUAGUAAUAAAAUUACAACAGCACUUAAACUUAAGUUUGGGUUGCU
Messenger RNA from Puma concolor (puma), 3073 nucleotides. Lineage: Eukaryota; Metazoa; Chordata; Mammalia; Carnivora; Felidae. The record is from RefSeq and is a predicted model, not a curated record.